AUGCUCGACCCGCUAACGGCCCUAUCACUUGCCGGAACGGUAGUCCAAUUUGUGGAUUUUACUACCAAAUUGCUUACCAAGAGCUACGAAUUGUACAAAUCGAAGAAGGGAUGUCUGCAAGUUAAUGAGGAACUAGAAGAGGUCACGUUGAAUCUUCAGUCGCUGGCUUUAAAACUUAACAGACCUCUUACGCUCGUCAAUAUCCCACACGAUGAGCAAGAUAAGGAUGCGAAGGCUCUAGAAAAGCUAUGUAAAUCAUGCGUCACGCUGUCUAACGAAAUGAUUAAGAGGCUGGAUGGAGUGAAAGUGCACGCAAAAUCCGGAUCUUUCAAGAGUAUGAAGGAGGCUCUGUUGGCAGCUUGGAGAGACGGACCGCAAAAGAAUCCGGCAGGAGAAAUUGACAGUCUAGUUAUGCGACUUCAAAUGUACGAAAAUGCAUUGAAGACUCGGAUCCUUGUUGACUUGCGACUUCAACUGAAUUCUGUCUCGCUUCAGAUGUCUGAACGAUUUGCUGAAAUGGAUGUCCAGUCUCGUAAUAUCAUUACGGCAUUGCUUGGAAAUCAAACGUCGGUUGCUAGAGAUCUGCAGGAACAGACUCUCGCUUUAACACAAAUGCUCAGUCGAACAGAAGUUGUAAUUAUCAACCAGACCCGGGCUGUUAUUCUGGAUGCUAUACGAUCUGGUGCCGUUACGAGCCAAGCCUCAGAAGCUGACCAAAGCCUUCUUAACGGAGUACGGACGCAAGAAGGUGAUAUAAGACUUUCAAUAGAGAUAAGCCUUCUACAGGAUCUUGAUUUCUCUACGAUGAAUGAUCGACAGUGUGAAGUAUCUGAAGCACAUAAGAAGACUUUUGGUUGGCUAUUCGAUAACUCCUUGGAUAAUGCCGCACCUUGGAAGAGCUUGACGAAUUGGCUUCGUUCUAGUGAAGGUAUCUACUGGAUAAACGGAAAGGCAGGUAGCGGAAAAUCGACCCUUAUGCGUUAUAUUUACGAUCAUGGUCAGACCAAUACUCUUCUGGAGGAAUGGGCGUUACCAGAAAAGCCUACGUUUGCUUCCUUCUUUUUCUGGAACAGCGGAACCCUCGAGCAGCGCUCGCAGAGCGGUCUCCUGCGUGCGUUAUUGUUCGAGACUCUCAAUGAACACCGAGAUCUCAUUCCAAUCGUGCUACCCUGGCAAUUUGCAAAAGAGUACUCGAGACAUUUGGAGGGUAUCAAAGACAAGGUUCGGUCGGGUGAUUUUUGGCAUAUUUCCAAACUCCAAGCCGCAUUUCGCAUCCUAGUCACACAGAAAAUCGUUCCUAUAAAAAUGUGCUGGUUCAUCGACGGUCUUGACGAGUAUGAAGGCGACCAUGAGGAGAUCAGCGAGCUCUUUCGCGCAGCCGCUACGGCAAACCCAAAUGUCAAGAUUUGCAUCUCAAGCCGUCCUCUUCUAGCUUUCGAGGACGCAUUUCGAGCCUGUCCAGGUCUCCGACUCCAAGAUCUCACUCUCCGAGACAUAAAUGAAUAUGUCAGUGAUAAGCUCACAAAUCACCAUCGUUAUCGAAAGCUUGCCUCUGGUGCAAACAAUAAAAAAGCCGCAGCACAACUUAUUCAAGACAUCGUGGCAAAGGCUGAUGGUGUAUUCCUCUGGGUAACACUCGUGGUCAAGUCUCUGCUUGCAGGGCUUGGUAACCGCGACGGUAUCAAGGAUUUACAACGGCGCUUAAAUCUACUGCCCAACGAUCUCGAGUCUCUAUACGCCCAUAUGCUCUUGAGAAUAGAUCCAUUUUACCAAGAAAAGGCAUCAGAAAUGUUCCAAUUGAUUCGAGCAUCCCGAGAAUUGACGCCGGUCUAUUAUGAUGGCGACUCGACCAAACAGAUGACGCUUUUUGCAUUAGCACUGGCCGACGAAGAUGAUUACCAACUCGCCGUUACAACGCCGGUCAAAUUGUGGAACACUGUAGAUAUACAAGAGAGGUGCGAGAUCAUGGCCGAUCGAUUAAAGUGCCGAUGCGCUGGUUUAAUAGAGGUUCAAGAAUUCGAUCCAGCUGCGCCAGGCAGCAUGACACGAAAUAUUAAAUCUGCCAUUCGUGCAGACAGCAAGGUUCAAUAUUUACAUCGUACGGUUAAAGAUUACCUGGAAAAGCCUGAUAUCUGGAACAGCAUACUGGUCCAUACUUCUGAGUCCGGGUUCGAUGCAAACAGCCGCAUGCUCAGUAGCUGUAUUUUGCAAUUGAAAACCUCUAUGAUUUCAGUCGAUAAACAUGGCCUAUGGCACAUGGCAUUAGAUGCGAUGUCCUAUGCAUAUCAAGCCGACAUGCAAUUGGCCAUAUCAAAUACGGAAUUACUAGAUCAGCUAGACAUAGCUAUGUCCACGCUUUAUAAAACACCUUUAGGAGGACACUGGUCAAGCAACAGCCCAAACAAACUCUCAGGUUAUAUCACAGAAACUUGGAACAGCAAUAUGUUGUCAUUCGCAGUCCAAUUCGGGCUUGCUGCGUACGUCAAAGAAAAGCUUGCGGAGAAUAUUAAGUACGGCACAGAAAAGAAGGGUCGACCAUUAGUAGCAUAUGCUCUAUGCCCAUUGCCCUUAGUUGAGGAUUAUCCGGCCAAUGCUAAAGUCGUCGAGAUGUUAUGCCAAUACUGUCCAGAAAAUGUUCUAUAUAACGAUACGGAACAUGUUCUGGCAGAAGCUGUUAAUUUUCAGGUGGGGAAAAGAAAAAUCCAGACAAGGCAGCUAGUAGGUUCGAAUAAGAGCUGGGAAAGAGAGCGAGUAGAAAUGUUUCGACUGCUACUUGAGCACCACUAUGAUGUUUCUCAGCGCUCCGCCGAUAGAACGUCAUUUUCGCCGGACCCUCCUACUGUUUACAAAAUAAUAGAAGCCUUUGGGACAGGUCUUUCGCAGGAAUCUAUGCAGGCCCUCGAAUCUGCGGUACCCAGCUGGCAAGUUCCAGAAAAGCAAGUCACGAAUGUUAUUGCAGUCAAAGAAAAGCGACGCUCAAAAACAGAUUUUCUGCGAAGGCUACUCGGCAGAAAUUGA
Molecule: messenger RNA, 3018 nt
Organism: Glarea lozoyensis ATCC 20868
Lineage: Eukaryota; Fungi; Ascomycota; Leotiomycetes; Helotiales; Helotiaceae
Exons: 2
Coding region: 1-3018 (1005 amino acids)
Source: RefSeq, a predicted model, not a curated record